AUGGCUUCUGAGAACUCAGCUUCGGAGCCUGUACAGGAUUCAUCUGGCACCCAGGUCCUAGACAAGAUUGUGUCGGCGUCCAACUUUGACCGAGAUGAGGUUGAUAGGUUACGGAAACGCUUCAUGAAACUGGAUAAAGAUAAUUCUGGCACGAUCGAACGAGAUGAAUUUCUUUCUCUACCACAAGUUUCGUCCAACCCCUUGGCUACUCGAAUGAUCGCAAUUUUCGAUGAAGAUGGCGGUGGUGACGUCGACUUCCAAGAAUUCGUGUCAGGAUUAUCAGCAUUUAGCUCCAAGGGGAACAAAGAGGAGAAGCUUCGAUUUGCGUUCAAAGUAUAUGAUAUUGAUCGUGACGGGUACAUAUCAAACGGCGAACUGUUUAUUGUUCUGAAAAUGAUGGUUGGCAGCAAUUUGAAGGACAAUCAACUACAACAAAUAGUAGAUAAGACGAUCAUGGAAGCUGACCAAGACGGAGAUGGAAAAAUAAGCUUUGAAGAAUUUACCAGGAUGGUUGAGAACACAGACAUCAGUAUGAGCAUGACUUUGGGUAAGUCUAUGAUUUCCCCUAUCCGUAUCUUGCCCCAUGGUGUCAUUCCAAGUGAAGUGAUCAAUGUCGCCGUUGUCUAA
This is a messenger RNA of Microsporum canis CBS 113480, 627 nucleotides long. RefSeq names its product calcineurin regulatory subunit CalB. Gene Ontology annotation, molecular function: calcium-dependent protein serine/threonine phosphatase regulator activity; calcium ion binding. The transcript is spliced from 4 exons. NCBI's taxonomy places the organism in Eukaryota, Fungi, Ascomycota, Eurotiomycetes, Onygenales, Arthrodermataceae. The record is from RefSeq and is a predicted model, not a curated record. Bases 1 to 627 code for a protein of 208 amino acids.